Molecule: messenger RNA, 1368 nt
Organism: Musca vetustissima
Lineage: Eukaryota; Metazoa; Arthropoda; Insecta; Diptera; Muscidae
Product: tubulin gamma-1 chain
Exons: 4
Coding region: 1-1368 (455 amino acids)
Biological process (GO): meiotic spindle organization; microtubule nucleation; mitotic cell cycle
Cellular component (GO): gamma-tubulin complex; microtubule; nucleus
Molecular function (GO): GTP binding; structural constituent of cytoskeleton
Source: RefSeq, a predicted model, not a curated record
AUGCCAAGCGAAAUAAUUACGCUACAAUUGGGGCAGUGUGGAAAUCAAAUUGGUUUUGAAUUUUGGAAGCGCCUGUGUUUGGAACAUGGCAUUUCGCCAAAUGGUGUUUUAGAAGAUUUUGCCACUGAUGGUGUCGAUAGGAAAGAUGUGUUCUUUUAUCAGGCCGACGAUGAUCACUAUAUACCAAGGGCGGUGUUAUUGGAUUUGGAGCCUCGUGUUAUACACACCAUUAUGAGUAGUCCCUAUGCCAAGUUGUACAAUCCCGAAAAUGUCUAUCUCUCGAAACAUGGUGGCGGUGCUGGCAACAAUUGGGCCUCCGGUUAUAGUCAAGGUGAAAAACUGCAAGAAGAGGUCUUCGACAUUAUAGAUCGUGAAGCAGAUGGCAGUGAUUCGUUGGAGGGUUUUGUAUUAUGCCAUUCGAUUGCUGGUGGCACUGGCUCUGGGAUGGGUUCUUAUAUUAUGGAACGUUUAUCGGAUCGUUUCCCCAAAAAGCUGAUACAAACCUAUAGUGUCUUUCCCAAUCAAGAUGAAAUAAGUGAUGUUGUGGUACAACCCUAUAAUUCACUACUAACGUUGCGACGUUUGACCAGCUGUGCUGAUUGUGUGGUCGUUUUGGAUAACACCGCCCUAAAUCGUAUUGCCACCGAUCGUUUGCACAUACAGAACCCAAGUUUUUCACAAAUCAACACUUUGGUAUCGACAAUUAUGUCGGUUAGCACUACCACCCUGCGUUAUCCUUCGUAUAUGAACAACAAUUUGAUAGGAUUGACGGCUCCAUUGAUACCCACACCGCAGCUGCAUUUCCUGAUGACCGGUUAUACUCCGCUGACGACAGAUAAUGAUCAAACGGUUAAUGUACGCAAAACCACGGUGUUGGAUGUUAUGCGUCGCCUAUUGCAACCGAAAAAUAUGAUGGUCUCCACGGGCCCUGAUAAAACCAAUCACCAUUGUUACAUAUCCAUUUUGAAUAUAAUCCAGGGUGAAGUUGACCCCACCCAGGUGCACAAAUCGUUGCAGCGCAUACGAGAACGUAAACUGGCACAAUUUAUACCCUGGGGUCCGGCCAGUAUUCAAGUCGCCUUGUCUCGUUCCUCACCCUAUGUUCAGAGUAGCCAUCGUGUAUCCGGUCUUAUGUUGGCCAAUCAUACAAGUAUUUGCUCUCUGUUCGAGCGUGCUCUUGGACAAUAUGAUAAACUCAAAAAGCGUGGAGCUUUCUUGGAUCAAUUUCGUCGAGAGGAUAUCUUUAAGGAUGACCUUUCCGAAUUGGAUGAUUCGCGAGAUGUUGUCGAUUGUUUGGUACAGGAAUAUGAGGCAGCUACACAGCCUAAUUAUUUACAUUGGUCCGCCAAGAAGGGUCAGGGAGAGUAA